Molecule: messenger RNA, 2093 nt
Organism: Ylistrum balloti
Lineage: Eukaryota; Metazoa; Mollusca; Bivalvia; Pectinida; Pectinidae
Product: T-complex protein 1 subunit delta-like
Exons: 14
Coding region: 97-1692 (531 amino acids)
Biological process (GO): protein folding
Cellular component (GO): chaperonin-containing T-complex
Molecular function (GO): ATP-dependent protein folding chaperone; ATP hydrolysis activity; ATP binding
Source: RefSeq, a predicted model, not a curated record
CUCGAAUAUUCAACGUGAUUCAUGUGGGAACCUGCUGUAGAAAUCCAGUAACAUCGUCGAUUCUACAGCGAAAGGAAACCUUUUCAACCAUCCAUCAUGCCACCGGCACCCAAAAGUAACCCGACAAAGAAGUCAGAGUACAAAGAUAAAGAAAAACCUACACAAAUCCGAUUCAGCAACAUCACCGCCGCAAAGGCUGUUGCUGAUGCUGUCCGAACAAGUCUUGGCCCUAGGGGCAUGGACAAGAUGAUCCAGGCCUCAAAUGGUGAUGUUACAAUCACUAAUGAUGGGGCAACAAUCCUGAAGCAAAUGAUGGUUCUCCACCCUGCAGCAAAAAUGCUUGUGGAGCUGUCAAAAGCCCAGGAUGUUGAGGCAGGAGACGGCACCACAUCUGUUGUAGUCAUCGCUGGCAGUCUGUUAGACGCCUGCUCAAAACUACUCGCUAAAGGGAUUCAUCCAACAAGUAUAUCGGAAGCAUUCCAGAAAGCUUCAACAAAAGCAGUAGAGAUCUUGGAGAGCAUUGUUAAACCAUUAGAAUUGUCUGAUCGUGAAUCUUUGCUGAAGAGUGCAUCAACCUCUCUCAACUCCAAGGUGGUGUCCCAGUACUCCGGAAUUCUGUCUCCUAUUGCUGUAGAUGCGGUGUUGAAAGUCAUCAAUCCUUCAACAGCUACCAAUGUAGACCUCCGAGACAUCAAAGUCGUCAAGAAACUUGGUGGAACUAUUGAAGAUACAGAGUUGAUAGAUGGAAUAGUGUUUAACCAGAAGAGUGCUGGAACAGGUGGACCUAACAGAGUAGAAAAGGCCAAGGUUGGACUUAUACAGUUCUGUGUGUCUCCGCCCAAAACAGAUAUGGACAAUUCUGUAGUAGUAUCCGAUUACUCUCAGAUGGACAGGGUAUUACGAGAGGAAAGACAAUAUAUCCUUGAUAUAGUAAAGAAGAUUAAAAAGGCAGGCUGUAAUGUUCUUCUAAUCCAGAAAUCUGUGCUGAGAGAUGCUGUUAGUGACUUGGCUCUUCAUUUCUUUGCUAAAAUGAAAAUUAUGGUCAUCAAAGAUAUUGAAAGGGAAGAUGUGGAGUUUAUAUGCAAGGGUUUGGGAUGCAGACCAAUAGCCAGUCUGGAUCAUUUCUUACCAGAAAAUCUUGGAUCUGCAGAUUUGUUUGAGGAAAUUCAAACUGGACCUAGUAAAAUUGUUAAGGUUACAGGUAUCCCCAUGCAAGGAAAGACUGUGACCGUUCUCAUUAGAGGCUCAAACAAGCUGGUCUUGGAAGAAGCUGACAGAUCUAUCCAUGACGCCCUCUGUGUAAUCCGUUGUCUUGUCAAAAAGAAGGCUUUGAUUGCUGGUGGUGGGGCUCCAGAGACUGAGUUGUCUCUUCAGCUGAUGGACCACGCUAAUUCCUUGACAGGUGUAGAACAAUACUGCUUCAGGGCAUUUGCAGAGGCCCUGGAGGUGAUUCCAUUUACUCUGGCAGAAAAUGCUGGCCUCAACCCCAUUGCUACAGUUACAGAGCUCAGGAACAGACAUGCCAAGGGAGAGAAGACUGCUGGCAUUAACGUUCGUAAGGGAGCCAUUACCAAUAUCCUGGAGGAGAAUGUUGUCCAGCCGAUUCUCGUGUCCACAAGUGCUAUCCACCUUGCCUCGGAGACUGUCCGAAGCAUCAUGAAAAUUGAUGAUAUUGUAAACUGUAUGCGUUAAAUUAUUUAAAGAUCUAUUAGAGAAUUGUUCCCUCUGCAUCAAAGUAAGGUUUCCAAUUGAACAAAGAGAGAUGGACAAUCAUGGUUCCCACACUUGUUACAUCAGCGGAGAACUUUGAAGUGUGUAUGUGAAGUACAUGUGCUGCAAGUGAAGCUCGGGAGUUAACACUCAUCAUUGACAGUGAAAAUACAACAAAAAGAUUAACUACACGUCUUGUGUAUGAAAUAAACCAGCAUCAUGCUGGAUUUCGAUAAUUUUGUUACAGAACUUAAAUUGAACAUUCAACGCUUAUGUUGUUAUUUAACCAUUUGGUGUUCUCUCAUCAAAUCUUCAUAUUUAUGUGUAAAUGUGUGAUAAUAUAUGUGCUGCCUGUCCUUUUGAUAAGUAAAAUUUGAGAUAUC